UAUUUCAGUUUUGCCGGGAGAGCCUAGAAAAAGAUAUGACCUAAAAAGCCCGCUCUCGAAAUUUUGGCAUGAAAAUUUUGAACCCCAAACCCCUCCUAUUGAGCCCGCCCUAACCCCAAUUUUUUCCUUCUUCCCUAAAACCAUACUCAAUUCAAAUCCCUAAAUCGCUAAUUCAUUACCUUCUUUGGCAAACACGAAGUCAAUUUGACUUCAGUAUCCUCGAUCUCUCUAGGGCUCUUGAUAUUUUUCAUUUCUUCUUUGAUUUUCACUGCCAUGGCGAGCGAAACCCUAGAAGAUCCGAAGCCGGAGGAAGAGGCUCCGGUGGAAGAGAGAGAGGAGCCGAAAGGAGAAGAAGACAAUAAAGAAGCACCAGAGAAGGAAGUGAUUGAGCAAGAAAGUCGCGAUGUUCCCUUGAAAGAGGUCUCUGGGGACACUAAGGAGGAGACUGAAGAGGAAAAAAGCGUCGAACGUAAAGUUGAGGAAUCGAAGGAGGAGGAAGCUGAAAAAAGCGAGAAACCAAAGAGGGGACGAAAGAAGAGCUCAAAGAGUGACUCUAGUGGAGGUAAGGAUGUUAGCGCGGAGAAAAAACAGAAACUAGAUCACGAAUCAGGGGAGAAAAAGGAGCCUACAACGCCAGCUAGCGAGAGGCCGACGAGGGAAAGGAAGACAGUUGAGAGGUACUCGGCGCCUUCUCUGGCGAGAUCUUCAUCCAGCAAAGGACUAUCGAUCGAGAAGGGACGUGGCACACUGCUCAAAGACAUUCCAAAUGUGGCCUUUAAACUGUCAAAGAGAAAACCUGAUGACAAUCUGCAAAUACUUCACACAAUACUCUUUGGAAAGAAAGCAAAGGCGCAGGUUUUGAAGAGGAACAUAGGCCAGUUUUCAGGCUAUGUAUGGGUUUUGGAUGAGCAGGAAAAACAGAAAGCAAAAGUGAGGGAAAAGCUUGACAAAUGUGUGAAAGAAAAAUUGAUGGAUUUCUGUGAUGUUCUUAAUAUUCCAAUAAAUAAGUCCAAUGCGAAAAAGGAAGAACUAUCUGCUAAGUUAUUGGAAUUUUUGGAAGCACCUCACAUGACAACUGACAUUUUACUUGCUGAUAAGGAGCAGAAAGGUAAGAAGCGUAAGAAGGCCACAAGCAGCAAAAGUGCAAGCCGUGCAGCAGCAUCAGAUACAUCAGCCAAGAAGCAAAGGAAAACAUCUGAGGUUGGAGAAAAACAAAGGCCUUCAUCCGAAGUUGAGGAAGACGAUGACAAAGAUGCUGAAGAUGGUUCUGAGGAUGAAAAUGACGACACUACAGUACCAGAACAGGGUGAUCAUGAGGAGACCAAGUCUGAGGAAGAUGAUGGGGAAUCAGAGGAGCAGAUGUCAAGUAAAAAGAACUCGAAGAAUGUGAAGGAGGGUUCUGCUAAAAGCAUGGAUAAUGCUGUACCGGAGAAGAGUUCCCCUGUAACACCUGCAGAAGGUUCAAAGAAAUCUUCCAAAAAAGCUUCUAGUUCAUCUUCAAAAAAAGGUGAUACUGAAAGGACUUCUGGUUCCCUUUCUAAAUCAAAGGGAUCUGCGUCUAAGAAACCCAAAGGUGAAAGGGAGAACGCAAAGGACCAAAGUGUUACCACCAAGAGCAAGAAUACUGGGAAGAAACAAUCAGGUAAAGAAAAAGUUAACAAGACGUCUAAGGAACCCAGCAGGGAACAGAUGCAUGCAGUGGUUGUAGAAAUUCUGAAGGUGGUGGACUUCAAUAUUGCAACUUUAUCUGAUAUUCUCAGGCAACUAGGUACGCAUUUUGGUGUUGACUUAAUCCAUAGAAAAGCAGAGGUGAAAGAUAUCAUCACAGACGUAAUAAAUAACAUGUCAGAGGAAGAAGAUGAAGGAGAGGAAGAUGAUAAUGCUGAGAGUGGCAGUGACUCAGAAAAUAAUGAGGGUGGGGGUGAUGAUGCUUAGUUCAUUCAAGUGAAUGCAUAAAUGAGCCUCCCUGAACAUGAGGUAUUUAUGAAGUGUCAUCCUUCUGGACUGGUUUCAUGGGGAGUUUCUGUGAAUGUUACGCAAGUGUUACAGUUUCGAUCUUGCGGCUUUUCUUUUAAAUGGAAAUUCUUAAGUGGGAUUGUUUGUAACAUAUUUAUGGGUAGGUUUAACUUCUUUUUUUCCCUCAACUCUAAUGCUUUUGUAUGCUAUUGAAAUAAUCAUUCAGAUGUAUUUGUUUAAUGAUUGAACCUUCCCGUGUUAUACAUGGUUUGGUUACUAGAGGAUGUUUAGAGCAAGCAAUAAAAUUAGAAAUAACUUUAUUUUCCUCCA
This is a messenger RNA of Tripterygium wilfordii, 2286 nucleotides long. RefSeq names its product protein DEK-like. Gene Ontology annotation, molecular function: histone binding; DNA binding. Gene Ontology annotation, cellular component: nucleus. The transcript is spliced from 11 exons. Bases 274 to 1935 code for a protein of 553 amino acids. Gene Ontology annotation, biological process: chromatin organization; regulation of double-strand break repair. The record is from RefSeq and is a predicted model, not a curated record. NCBI's taxonomy places the organism in Eukaryota, Viridiplantae, Streptophyta, Magnoliopsida, Celastrales, Celastraceae.